Balearica regulorum gibbericeps (East African grey crowned-crane) is the source of this 607-nucleotide messenger RNA. The record is from RefSeq and is a predicted model, not a curated record. NCBI's taxonomy places the organism in Eukaryota, Metazoa, Chordata, Aves, Gruiformes, Gruidae.
GAUACCGUUCAAGAUCGGGCAGCCCAAGAAACAGAUUGUACCCAAGACAGUGGAGAGAGACUUUGAAAGGGAAUAUGGAAAGCUUCAGCAAUUGGAAGAUCAGACCAAAAAACUUCAGAAGGAUAUGAAGAAAAGCACAGAUGCAGACUUGGCCAUGUCCAAAUCGGCUGUCAAAAUCUCUUCGGACCUGCUGUCUAACCCCCUGUGCGAACAGGAGCCUGGCUUUCUGGAGAUGGUCACGGCCUUCGACACAGCGAUGAAGAGGAUGGACUCUUUCAACCAGGAGAAGGUGAAUCAGAUCCAAAAGACAGUCAUAGAGCCUUUGAAAAAGUGCACCAGUGUCUUCCCCAGCCUGAACAUGGCAGUGAAGAGACGGGAGCAAACGCUGCAGGACUACAAGCGCCUGCAGUCCAAGGUGGAGAAAUACGAGGAGAAGGAGAGGACCGGCCCCGUCCUCGCCAAGCUACACCAGGCCCGUGAAGAGCUGAGGCCAGUGAAGGAGGACUUUGAAGCCAAAAACAAGCAGCUCCUGGAGGAAAUGCCGAAGUUUUAUAGCAGCCGCAUCGAUUACUUCAAACCCAGCUUUGAGUCACUGGUCCGGGCGCAG